This is a messenger RNA of Prunus dulcis (almond), 1917 nucleotides long. RefSeq lists its product as uncharacterized. The transcript has 2 exons. The record is from RefSeq and is a predicted model, not a curated record. The coding region runs from base 1 to 1917 and encodes 638 amino acids. Lineage: Eukaryota; Viridiplantae; Streptophyta; Magnoliopsida; Rosales; Rosaceae.
AUGCCGACCGAGGAUAGCCGCAAUACCCAGCCGGAGCUAACCCACCUUCAUCCGGAGCUAACCCAGUCACGACUCCUUUGCAUUCCCCCACCGAAGGACCGGCCCCAUGAACCAGUCAGGAUCUACCAAGAUUGCAGGGAUCGCAUCUCGGACCGUCAACCAAGACCAAUCCCUAUCCCUGUCAACCUCGAAGACCCACGGGUAACACACCUGGGCCCUUCCUCAGGCCCUGUCCACGUACCCGACGAGAAAGGUGUCGGGGACUCGGAUAGUUGGGAAUUCUAUAAUUCGGAGGCCUGGCCAACUUACCACACCGAGGCGCUGGAAGAUUGGGAACAUUCCCCAGCCCCUGUCUGCCCCGUCCCCAGACCUUUGGCACCCUUAACUCUUCCUCAUGCCAACCCGGCCAUGAGGCUUCUCUUUGAAAAGGUCCGGCGUCUGGAGAGCGAACAACAUCGCAGCCAUCAACCCCUCUGGGCAAAACCACGACCGGGGCCCUUUACUGAACGUAUCCUCCACUACCACCAGGAGAAAGAUAUCCAGCCGCUCCGCAUCGCUUUCUACACUAGCACGGAGGACCCUCUCACCCAUAUUCACUCCUUCCAGUCUGCCCUUGGGUGCAAAGGCCUCACUGAUGAAGGCAUGUGCCUCCUCUUCCCUUCCACCCUCAGCGGCGCGGCCCUGAAUUGGUUUUAUAGACUCCACCCCCGCACCAUCAACUCAUUCGAUAGUCUCAAGCAGACGUUCCUAGAUCAUUUUAUGAUCCAGACUGAUCGCCUAUACUCUGCCAACGCCUUGUAUAUGCUCCGGCAAGCUGAGGACGAACCCCUUCGGGAAUAUGCAGCCCGGUUCAGUCACGAAUACUCCCGCUUCCCGGAUACUGACGAUCGCGCUGUCUUCGGUGCUUUUAAGAGCGGCCUCCGUGAGUCCAACUUCCGCUACCUGGUUCAUAGCAACAGUUGGAACACAUAUACAGAGCUAAUGAAACAGGCCGCGAUCCAUGCUAAGGCUGAAUACUUCAAUUCCAAGCGUGGCCCAGCCAACCUGGCGCGCAACACUUUCCCCGAUCCUCUACCUGCUUCAGCACCAGCUUCAGCCCCACCUCAGCAUUUUACCCCCGCCCCGAGUACCCAGGGUAACCAACAACCAAAACGGAAGGAUAGCUACCAGCAUCCCUUCAGCAAUAACAAACGUGGCAGACAUGGCAACCACCACCACUCUAGCGGAGGCAACCCUCCCAAGACUGGUGAUCGGGCCCCACUUCCCUUCACACCCAGGCCCAGCGGCCAUGACACCGAAUCUUGUGUUGCGUUGCGCAACAUAAUUGAAGGGCUCAUCCGUGAGGGAAAGCUGGACAACUAUGUGCACAACCUACCACCCCCGCCUAACCCUCACCAACGACAGAUCAACAUGAUCUCCACCAUCAGCGGUGGUCCUACCCUGGCUGGCACCUCCAACAACUCCAUCAAACAUUAUGUCCGUUCCACCUAUGCGCACCAGGUCUUCAGCACCAAGCAGGGACGCUUGCCAAAGUCCCAAAAGUCGGGCUGGGCCCCCAUUACCUUCUGCGAGGAGGAGGAGCGUGGUGUUAUCCUCCCCCAUGAUGAUCCACUCAUUAUUCGUGCUGACAUUUCUAACUUCGACGUUGGGCGUAUCUUGGUGGACACUGGCAGCUCGGUCAGUGUGAUGUUUGCUGACGCCUUCAAUGAGCUCCAGGUCCCGUCUCACCUACUCAACCGAAGCAUCACACCCCUUGUGAGCUUCUCGGGUGAUGUGGUCCAGCCCAUUGACAGCAUUCAUCUCCCGAUAUCAAUUGGGGCCGCACCCGAGUGGGUGACGAUCACUACCCCCUUCCUUAUCGUUGAUUGUCCCACAGCCUACAACGUCAUCCUCGGCCGCCCGGCUUGGCCCAAAUGA